AUGGAUGAGCAUCGAUCAAGGACACCAAGUAUAGAUAGUAGGAAUUAUGCUAUUCCAGAAGCGGAUUACCUCCCGGCAGGCAUUGACAUAGAUAGAAACGGUGUGUCUGAAUCAGAUGAUUCUUCCGAUGAUGAUGCUCAAAGUUCACUAUUUCCAACAGAAUCCAGUGGUACGUUGUGGAUGAACCAAAUCCAAGAUACGCCUAUGUUUGACUCAAGUAAAUUUCUAUUUGAGUCGGUAAAUAAUGCAAUAAACGAUAUUGACUUUUCGGAAUCCCUUGCAAUACAAGCAAAGACAUCUGCAUUGAUUAAUUCGAAGAGCCGGGAGUUGAAAGGCCUUAUUAAGCAAUUACAGGAGAAAGUAGAUUACUAUAAUGAAAGGUUUAAGCGCGGAGCUGUUGUAUCAAGCCAAUUGAAGGUUAACCUACAGAUGCUUUCGAAACGGAUUGCAACUUUGGAUGACCUCUUCUCCAAACAGUUUCCUAUCGAAUAUAAUCAGUCGAAGGAAAAGGUGAUGGAACGAACAUUAAAUGAUUGA
This is a messenger RNA of Kluyveromyces lactis, 537 nucleotides long. It is a transcript of the gene KXD1, whose product is annotated as Kxd1p. The transcript has a single exon. Gene Ontology annotation, cellular component: endosome; BLOC-1 complex. Lineage: Eukaryota; Fungi; Ascomycota; Saccharomycetes; Saccharomycetales; Saccharomycetaceae. Bases 1 to 537 code for a protein of 178 amino acids. Gene Ontology annotation, biological process: regulation of protein localization; endosome organization. The record is from RefSeq and is a predicted model, not a curated record.